AUGGAGACGGAGAUGGAGAUCUUUCACUCCAGUCACCCACAACACAUCCUCAAGCCAAGCAACAGCCAAGUCCCCUUCAGCUGCGGCGGCUGCAAGGAACUCGGCAUCGGCGCCAAAUACGAAUGCAAGCAAUGCGAAUUCAACCUACACAAGGCAUGUGCCACGGCGCUUCCUGUCUGUACUACUCACAUCUUCUCCAAGAAAUGUGAAUUCAGGUUCCAUGAGCAGCCUCCUGGUAUGAAGAAGAGGGAAUGUAAUGCCUGCAUGAAGGACGUGUUAGGAUUUGUUUACCACUGCAAUGGGUGCGAUAUAGAUCUUCACCCAUGUUGUGCAAACCUCCCACAAGUCCUAGACUAUGAGGAGCACAAAUUAUAUCUGUACCACAAGCUCUCCAGAUCUUGUGAUAAAUGUGGUAAAAAAGGUUCUGGUUUGUCGUAUAGGUCUGAGUGUAAGAAGUACAACUAUCAUGUAUCCUGCGUGAAGAGCUGGUUCAUGGAGAGUUGGGAAGCUAAUGAGUCUCAGAAGAAAGAAGAAAUUAUUAAGGAGAACAAGAAGGAGGUGAGGGAGUUGGAGAUCAUGAAAAUUCCAAAACAUAAAGGGACGUUGCAGAGGAACGAUGAGAGGAAGAGUACUGGUGGGAAUAAGGUAUGGAAGGUUUGCAAGAAAAUUGCUACUGCAGCAGUUGGUAUUAUAGUUGCAGCAAUUCUUGGGGACCCUACUGCUAUGAUAGUUGCUGUUGUUGGGGCUUUCAUGCCCAAAUGA
Macadamia integrifolia is the source of this 762-nucleotide messenger RNA. RefSeq lists its product as uncharacterized. The transcript has a single exon. NCBI's taxonomy places the organism in Eukaryota, Viridiplantae, Streptophyta, Magnoliopsida, Proteales, Proteaceae. The record is from RefSeq and is a predicted model, not a curated record. The coding region runs from base 1 to 762 and encodes 253 amino acids.